Messenger RNA from Rhagoletis pomonella (apple maggot), 2135 nucleotides. Its product is annotated as cytochrome P450 6a22-like. NCBI's taxonomy places the organism in Eukaryota, Metazoa, Arthropoda, Insecta, Diptera, Tephritidae. The record is from RefSeq and is a predicted model, not a curated record. The transcript is spliced from 2 exons. Gene Ontology annotation, molecular function: oxidoreductase activity, acting on paired donors, with incorporation or reduction of molecular oxygen; heme binding; monooxygenase activity. The coding region runs from base 218 to 1714 and encodes 498 amino acids.
GCAAAUCUGUGCGACAGUCGCUUAAAAUACAUCUGUUGCGCAGGCAAGUAAUUUCCAAAGGAGGUAUUAGUGCUUUAAAUAUUUAAAAAUAAAGGAAAAUACUCCAAAUAAAAAUAGCAACUACUAAAAGUGAAAACUCCGAAAAUUAUCUGUACUAGUUAAAAAAAUAAAAUCUCUCCUCCACUACCACUAUUCCUGCCAACUCCAGCGCUACAAAAUGGAUUUCUACCUUAUAAUAUUCAUCACACUCUUCUCGCUGCUGAUCAGCUACCUGCGCUACAAAUAUCAAUACUGGGAGCUGCUGGGUGUACCUCAGAUGAAAAUGAACUUUCUAUUUGGUAACAUCUCUCGCCUGCGUAGCAUAAGCAGAUCGGAAAUUGUGAGCGAUGCCUAUCAGCAAUUUCGUGGCAAGGCCAAAUUUGUUGGUACAUACAUCUUCACCAAACCAUUAUUGGUAAUACUCGAUUUGGAUUUGGUGAAGGCUAUUCUUAUUAAAGAUUUCAAUAAAUUCACCGAUCGUUUUCAAUAUAGUGCCGAUCUUGGCAAUUCAAUCAGCGCAAAUCUUUUUGCUCUGCACGGUGAGAGGUGGCGCCCAUUGCGCAUCAAACUUUCACCCACAUUCACAUCGGCCAAAAUGAAGUUUAUGUUUCCCACACUGGUGGCGGUGGCACGUCAGCUUGAUGAGGCCUUCAGCGAGGAAUUGACGCAAGCCAAGGACGGUGUUAUUGAGCUGCACGACAUGAUGGGACGCUAUACUACCGAUGUUAUCGGCACUUGUGCCUUUGGUGUAGAAUGCAAUAGUUUGAAAGAUCCUAAUGUAGAAUUUCGGCGCAUUGGACGGCAAAUUUUCUAUCCAAAUUUUCUUUCAAUACGCCUGCGCUUGUUUUUGAUCACCUAUUCGGGGAUAUUUAAAAUAUUAAAAUAUUUUAGGCGCACAACCAAAGAGGUUGAAGAGUUUAUAAUGCGGCUGGUGCGUGACACGGUGCGUUUGCGUGAAGAGCAGAAAAUUCAACGUAACGAUUUUAUUAACUUGCUGAUUGAGAUGAAAAAUACUAGGGACGAAAACGGUAAACCUAUGUUGACUUACGAAGAGAUGGCUGCACAGGUAUUCAUCUUCUUUGCUGCUGGAUUUGAGACCAGUUCGAGUAAUAUGACUUAUGGCCUAUAUGAGAUGGCCAAGAAUCCGCAGUUGCAGGAGAAAUUGAGAGCUGAAAUUGUCAAAGUGCUGGAGAAGUACAGCGGCGAGUUGACUUACGAGGCGAUGAUGGAAAUGACCAAUUUGGAUCAGGUGAUCACAGAAACUCUUCGCAAAUAUCCUGCCUUGGCAUCGCUUACACGCAUUUCAGUCGAAGACUACAAAUUGCCCGACACCGACAUUACACUUGAGAAAGGCACACGCAUUUUCGUACCAAUCAAGGAGAUACACUACGAUCCGGAUAUAUAUAAAAAUCCACACGAAUUCCGCCCGGAACGCUUCGAUCCAGUAGAAGUGCAAAAGCGUCAUCCUCAAGCCUUCCUCGGCUUUGGCGAUGGACCACGCAAUUGCAUUGGCCUACGUUUUGGACGCAUGCAAGUGCGUGUUGGAUUGAUAACGCUAUUGAAAUCUUAUCGUUUUAGUUUGUGCGAGAAAACGCCAAAACAAAUAGAGAUAUCUAAAUAUAGCAUAGUGCUAGUACCAGGCAGCGAAGUAUGGCUGAAAGUGGAGCGGCUGUAAACGCAUACAUAUACUGAGUACGUACAUGAGUGGGGCCAGAUAAGUCUUAAGAUUAUUCAUACCUACAUACAUAUGUAUGUCUAGAAACAGACAUGAUAAGAUAUCGUUGUAAGUAUGUGAUAUUAUAAGAAAUAUAGUACACUGCCUAAUUUAUGUAGAGAUGUAUACAUGGCCGGCUUUAACGAAUUGGGCACCCCAGGCGAAUCAUGCAUUGACGCCCUUUUCUAUUUGAUAAUAACAAACUAUUUAUUCUAAAAUCUUGAACCAAAUUUUUGAGAAUCAAUAAAAAUAUAUGUUUACAGCUAUUAAGUAAAGGAUUCCAAAUACACAGGAAAGAUUUACUGAAGCUGAAUUUUUUGUGUUCGCAAACUGUGUGUAAAACUGUCAAAAUCUAUAUUACACAAGAUACAGUAGAAUUGAG